Molecule: messenger RNA, 756 nt
Organism: Aspergillus welwitschiae
Lineage: Eukaryota; Fungi; Ascomycota; Eurotiomycetes; Eurotiales; Aspergillaceae
Exons: 2
Coding region: 1-756 (251 amino acids)
Source: RefSeq, a predicted model, not a curated record
AUGCGUCUUGUCUCUGCCAUUGCCGCCUUCGCCGCAGUUGCUACUGCUGCGACUGCAGACACCGUCUCUCCUGAGCUGGCGAGCAUUGGAGAGCCGUCGACGGUGCUAAAUGUCACCUUUGCGGUGGGGUUAACUGCAGUCAGCUUCACUCCUGGCAAGUUUCUGAACGCGAGCGGUAUAAUGCGCCGGAGCUGCAUCUCCAUGAUAUGGGGCUCAGCAGCUCGGGACUCUAUCUACUGCUCAUGGUCGACCCGGACUGGAACAAAACCACCCCCCCCCUCGGUGAUCGUACACACCGUGGUGGCCAACCUGACCACCACCAUUAACAGUACUAGCAACGAGAACGUGCUGGCUUUCUACAUUGCCCCGGCCCCCAAGUCCGGCACCUAUAACUAUAUCCUUUCGCUCUUCGACCAGCCCUCCAACUUCAGCAUCCCCAGCCGCUACGAAUCCUUCAUGCUGACCGACGAUGACACGCCCCUGAAUCGGCUAAACCUGCCGCUGGUCAGCUUCCUCAACCAGACUGGACUAGGCUUGCCGGUCGCGGCCAACUACUUUCGCGUCACAGCGGCGAGUAACGAUACCAGCAACAGCUCAAGUACAUCCGGUUCCAGCACGACCACAAGCUCGGGCACCAGCACCAGCACUAGCGCUGUUGCUAGCAAGAUAUCGAGUGGGGCGGGCCACAAGAUGCCCACGGGGAGUUAUCUGGCCGGUGCGCUGGUCUUGAUCGGUGCGGUGAUAGCCUCUGUCUAA